This is a messenger RNA of Penicillium coprophilum, 534 nucleotides long. RefSeq lists its product as uncharacterized. The transcript is spliced from 2 exons. The record is from RefSeq and is a predicted model, not a curated record. NCBI's taxonomy places the organism in Eukaryota, Fungi, Ascomycota, Eurotiomycetes, Eurotiales, Aspergillaceae. The coding region runs from base 1 to 534 and encodes 177 amino acids.
AUGGCUACAUCUUCCACAUCUCCCGAUACGUCUUCAACAGGUGAACCUAAGAGUGCAGCCAAACAAUAUAAUCUUCGCAACCCACUUCCGCUCUCAGCCCCCCAAGAACAAGAAGUGAAACUGCUAUACUACAAGCGAGUACGCGCCCAUUGCGCCCCCGAAAUUAAAGGUAGGCAAUUUAUUUUAAUUCUACGCCAAACAGGUCAUCUGUACAGCUUUCAAUAUACAAAAGCUGGUUGUAUGCUUGAAACCACCUACUUACCCAAUGAUGAUAUAGCGUUCGCCGAGUGCGCCGUUAACCGUACUGUCACUGCAACAUGGGUCUGCCGCCAGCAACGUCUCGCAAUGAAUUCAUGCAUGCUCGCCCACGCGAAGCCGGAAGAAGAGGACCGCGCACGCGAGGAGUGGUUCGCAGGGUAUGAGGAACGGCGACGCGUGCGCGAGGAGGAUCUUGCACGUGUUGAGAAGCGGCGUGCGGAAGUGAUUCGCAUGAUGCGUGAGGAUGAAGCGCGGACUCGAGCGGCUGGAAAAUGA